AUGUUUCUUAGAAGAAUUCUCUCUCAUACCAGUCGUGUACCUUUAACUUUUACCUUACCGUUCCCUUCUGAUCCCAAUUUUACCGGCCAGCGACGUUUGUUGGUUUCUAAAAAAAAAGCUGGUGGGAAAAGUGGUAGUAAAAAAGGUAAAGUAGUGUUUAAAGAAGAAGACAAUAUAGAAGACGAAGAGGAGGAUGCAAACAAAAGUACUUUUGAUUUGACAAAUAUCACAACCAAAAUGAAUACUAUCCUUGGGAGGCUAAAAAAAGAAUAUGGUACAAUGAGGAUCGGCCAAGCAAAUCCAGCCAUUCUUGAUUCCGUGAUGGUACCUCAUGAAAAUGGUAGCGCACCUCUAAGGGAUCUUACACAAAUAAUAGUCAAAGAUCCACAAACCUUAUUAGUGCAUGUACACGAUGAAGAAAUGUUAAAAACAGUUGAUAAAGCUAUAAGAAACGCAAAUCUUAAUUUAAAUCCAAUGAUUGAUGGAAAAGGUCUUAAGGUGCCUAUUCCAAAGAUUACAACUGAAUUUCGUGAAAAAAUGAUCAAAGUCGCGUCAAAAAUUGCAGAAAAUACAAAAAUAAAACUUCGCCUUGCGAGACAGGAUGGAUUAAAAGAUUUGAAAAAGGACAGUAAGAAUGGAUUACCGAGUGAUGAAGCAAAAUUACUGGAAAAACAG
Messenger RNA from Dentiscutata heterogama, 675 nucleotides. The record is from the annotation of a GenBank genome assembly. Lineage: Eukaryota; Fungi; Glomeromycota; Glomeromycetes; Diversisporales; Gigasporaceae.